AAUUUUGAUUUGUUAGCAAAAUUGCAACCAUUCUGCUCCACAAUAUGGUUGUUAAGGUUACUGUUCAUUUCAUUUAUUAUUAUUUUUUUAGCAUGUAACUUUUGCAUUAUUGCCUCUCGUGAUGGCCCUUCUGUUGUCAGAUUUUCCCAAUUUUUUGUUUCUCCGCUCAUGAAAAUUGAAGCCAUGGAACGGGAAGUCCUUGCUGUGGAUUCAGAAUUUAACCAGGCUUUGCAAAAUGAUGCCUGUCGCCUUCAACAACUCCAGUGCCAUACAUCUGGACCAGGUCACCCAUUUAACAGAUUCUUUUGGGGAAAUAAAAAAAGCUUAGUUGAUGCCAUGGAGAAAGGGAUCAACCUGCGGGAACAUAUUAUGAAACUGUAUAAAGAUCACUACCAUGGUGGGUCAAUGAAGUUAGUGGUUAUUGGAGGAGAUUCUCUUGAUGUACUUGAGAACUGGGUUGUGGAAUUGUUCUCCAAUGUAAGAAAAGGUCCUCAAGUGAAGCCAGAAUUCAGGGUGGAAGCUCCUAUCUGGACAGCUGGUAAACUUUACAGGUUAGAGGCAGUUAAAGAUGUUCACAUACUCGACUUGACAUGGACGCUGCCAUGCCUUCGUCAAGAUUAUCUGAAGAAAUCAGAAGAUUAUUUAGCCCACCUCCUUGGGCAUGAGGGCAGAGGGAGCCUACAUUCUUUUCUUAAACUUAGAGGAUGGGCAACUUCUCUAUCUGCUGGUGUCGGAGAUGAAGGAAUGUAUAGGUCAUCUGUUGCGUAUAUAUUUUGCAUGUCCAUACACCUAACAGACUCUGGCUUGGAAAAGGUUUUUGACAUCAUUGGCUAUGUCUAUCAAUACCUUAGGCUACUGCAUAAGUUUUCUCCUCAGGAAUGGAUAUUUAAGGAACUGCAGGAUAUUGGAAACAUGGACUUCAGGUUUGCAGAGGAGCAACCUCCGGAUGAGUAUGCUGCUCAGCUUGCAGAGAAUUUGCUUGUUUAUCCGACGCAGCAUGUUAUUUUUGGGGACUAUGCGCAUGAGAUUUGGGAUGAAGAAAUAAUAACUUCUGUUCUGGGUAUAUUUACACCAGAGAAUAUGCGGAUUGAUAUUAUAUCGAAGUCCAUUAAUUCACAAGAAUUCCAAAAUGAGCCUUGGUUUGGAUCUCGUUACACAGAGGAAGAUAUUCCUCCAUCACUGAUGGAAUUAUGGAAGGAUCCUCCUGAAAUUGAUGUUACAUUGCAUCUGCCUUCAAAGAAUGAAUUUAUUCCUCGUACUUUUUCUAUCCAUGCCGACAAGAGAAAUGAUCUUGCAAACUUAUCUUCUCCUAGAUGUAUUAUUGAUGAACCGCUGAUAAAGUUCUGGUACAAGCUUGAUAAUACUUUCAAAGUUCCUCGUGCGAAUGCGUACUUCCGAAUAAACCUGAAAGGGGGAUGUGGUGAUGCCAAGAGUAGUCUUUUAACAGAGCUAUUUGUUGAUCUUCUGAAAGAUGAUUUGAAUGAGACAAUAUAUCAGGCCAGUAUGGCGAAGUUGGAAACUUCUGUAUCUGUUGUCAAUGACAAGCUAGAGCUAAAAGUUUAUGGUUUUAAUGAUAAGCUUCCAACUCUUUUGUCUAAGCUCUUAUUGAUAGCCAAGUCUUUCCUGCCAGCAAAUGAUCGUUUUAAGGUUAUUAAGGAGAAUAUGGAGAGGAAACUGAGAAAUGCAAAUAUGAAGCCUUUAAGUCAUUCAACAUACCUGAGACUACAACUUCUGUGUAAAAGUUUCUAUGACGUGGACGAGAAGCUGCGCAUUCUAAAUGAUCUGUCUUUUGAUGAUCUGAUAGCAUUUAUUCCCGAGUUUCGUUCCCAGCUAUAUAUUGAAGGCCUUUGCCACGGUAAUUUGUUAGAAGAAGAAGCAAUUAAUAUAUCAAAUAUCUUUAAGAGUAAUUUUCCUGUGGAACCACUCCCAUUGCAAAUGAGGCAAGGAGAGAAUGUACUAUGUCUUCCUUCUGGUGCAAACCUCGUAAUGGAUGUCAGUGUGAAGAAUAAAUCUGAAACCAACUCUGUCAUUGAGCUAUACUUCCAAAUUGAGCCUGAGGAAGGAAGAGAAACAGCAAAAUUGAAGGCCUUUGUUGACCUCUUCGAUGAAAUUGUGGAAGAGCCACUUUUCAACCAGUUAAGAACAAAAGAGCAGCUCGGUUAUGUUGUCGAAUGUAGCCCCCGGAUAACAUAUCGCAUUCAUGGAUUUUGUUUCUCUGUUCAAUCGUCCAAGUACAAUCCAGUUUAUUUGCAGAGUAGGAUUGAUAGCUUCAUAAAUGGACUGGAAGAAUUGCUGGAAGGGCUUGAUGAUGAAUCAUUUGAUGAUUACAAAAAUGGGCUAGUUGCGAAGCUACUGGAAAAAGAUCCAUCUCUCACAUAUGAAACAAAUCGAUUUUGGGGUCAGAUUGUUGAUAAAAGGUAUAUGUUUGACAUGUCACAGAAGGAAGCAGAUGAACUCAGAAGCAUUCAGAAGAAGGAUGUUAUUGACUGGUACAGAACGUAUUUUCUCAAGUCAUCCCCAAAGCGUCGGAGACUAGCAGUUCGUAUAUGGGGCUGCAACACAGACAUGAAAGAGGCUGAAAAACAACAAAAGUCUGUGUAUGUCAUUAAAGAUGUGAUGGCCUUCAAAAUGUCGGAAAAGUUCUAUCCAAGCUUUUGUUGAGCACUUUGUUUUUUGGUUACAUGGCAUACCUAGAAAUUUGGUACCAUUGAAGCCUUAAUUUGAUCAAGGUGAUCCAUUUGAAAAUUAUUUAUUUUGACCUUAGAGAAAAAUAAAAAUUUCAAGAACAAUGACAGGACCAUUUGUUAUUGAUUAAUCCUUGGACGCCACAUUUUUGUUUCAAUAGACAAGAAUAUGAAAGGUAUUAGAGUCAUUUUUUGGAUAUUUUGUUUUUCGUUGGGGAUCUCCUGUUGUCUGUACUCUUACUGCACGUUUGUUUCAAUUAAAUUUCCAUUCUUUUAUCAUUCUUAGUACCACAUGCAUACAUGAUAUAUAUAAUAUCUACAUAUAGUUUUGUAAAUGAAUAGAAAUUGAACUGAACUAUGUGCAAGUGUGUCAUUUAAGUGGCACUCUUUCCUGAACUGAUCAAUCUAGAGCAGCCUAACCAAAUUAAAUUGAUCUAAAAAGAUGUGAAUCCUUCAUUUAUUAUUUUGGUUAGGACUGACCUGCAAGAUAUGAAUCAUUUCAAAUUAAUUAUUUGGAUUGGGAUUGAUUUUCUCGUGUUGAAAGGCAGUGAGUGAGACUGGUUGGAUGCUUGCGGUGUCUUGUGCAAUCUCAAGCAAAAAACAGUGGCAAUGGUAAGAAACUGGGAGGUAUGUUAUUUAUAUCUUUAUUCUUGUUCUACAACUCUUUCGAUAAAUUAUGGUAAGAAUGCAGAUAGCAUCAUCUGCAGGAAAAGAUAUCAUUUUGAUUUGGACGACAGGACCAGAAGGAACUGAAUAGUGAAUUGAAAUAAUAAACUGCUAAUAAAUUUUAGUUUUUAACUGUAUGAAGUUGUGGAAACAAUGGAUGAAGAAAA
Messenger RNA from Carica papaya (papaya), 3517 nucleotides. Lineage: Eukaryota; Viridiplantae; Streptophyta; Magnoliopsida; Brassicales; Caricaceae. The record is from RefSeq and is a predicted model, not a curated record.